CAGCGGAUCUGCUACAUUGGCCACUAAUGGGGCAUCCGCCACCAUGGAAGUGGGUCUAACUAGAACUGCUGAUGGACGACUAGAAGCCGCCAUGAGGAACUGCAAGGUUUCAACCGACCAACUUCAGAUUGUUGGAACGGGUUUACCCAGGAUCGCUGAGGGGGCAUUGGAAAAACUUUUAAUCUACCUGGUCUGCACUCUAAUCAAUCAAAAAGGCAUAUCUGCGCUCAACAGCUACCUGAGCACAGCUCCAAUGGUAGCAGACGUCUUCCCAGACCUUGGCAUCAAGCUUGACUAUUCCCUAACCAGAGACAUCCAAGUCACAACCCAAAGCCUGGACAUGUCUUUCAAAGGCCAGGCAUACGUGCAAAACCAGCCGCCUCUCAUGGAGAAAGGUGGCGUGGAGCCUGUUUUCAAAGAGAACAACAUGAUGGCUUAUGUGGGCAUCACUGAGUUUUUCUUCAGUUCUGCAGCCAGAUCAUUUUACGACGCUGGGAUCAUGAGCAAGAAGUUCGAGAUCAAAUCGAAAAUUGGAAAGGCCGCUUUAAGAAUCAUCCAGUUUUUCACACAACCGUGGAACCUGAGAGAAUCUCUUCAAACUGAAUUGAAACUCAUCGAGGCACCAACUAUCAAGAUCACCCAGGCUGAUGGCAUCAUCUUUAACAUAAGGGUGGCGGGAUCAGUCAUCUCUUCAGGAAGUAGAAAGCCCACUGUCCUCUCCUUAUCUGUGGUCUGUCCUGGAAGUAUGAUGAUAACCAUUGAAGGAGAUCGCCUUUUUUUGCCUUCUAAAGACUUCAACUGUCAAGUUGAAUCUAAAUCUGUAUUUAAUAAGAAGCUGAAUAAGAAGAUCAACAAAAAAAUCCAAGAGUUCCUGUCAGAUUGGUUUGGUGAGGGAUGGAAGAUUCCUUUUCCGGAAGGAAUGAACUUCAUCCAGGGAACCGUACAAUAUCAGAAUGGCUUCGUAGUGGUGGGAGGAGACCUGCGCUUUACUCCAGCUGGGAGGGAGAAAGUGUUUAAAAAGAUCAUUUCUGGGACAUAAACAAGGAAAAGAACCUUCUGAAUGUCACUGAAUACCACAGCUUUGUUCAGAAAUAAAAACCUUCAGCAUCUCAGAGUUUUCUAUC
Messenger RNA from Cyprinodon variegatus (sheepshead minnow), 1124 nucleotides. Its product is annotated as phospholipid transfer protein-like. Gene Ontology annotation, molecular function: diacylglycerol binding; ceramide transfer activity; ceramide binding. Bases 44 to 1039 code for a protein of 331 amino acids. Lineage: Eukaryota; Metazoa; Chordata; Actinopteri; Cyprinodontiformes; Cyprinodontidae. The record is from RefSeq and is a predicted model, not a curated record. The transcript is spliced from 11 exons. Gene Ontology annotation, biological process: ceramide transport; high-density lipoprotein particle remodeling; phospholipid transport.